ACCAAAUGCUGGGCUUGAAAAGUGUGCCACCACUGAUUUCAAAAACUUCGAAACCUCAGACAUGGCAUAUUCCCAGCCGCCUAGAGGGUAUAAAUCCCAGAGCAGUGACCAAACUGGUAAUCCAGAAGUCCAAACCAAAGCAAACUGGGGAACCUUAUAAGAAAAAGAGAAAGGUGUCAGGAGUAAGAAGUACUGUUUAUAAACCAUUUGAACAGCCGCUCCAAGACAUCGACUUGCCAGGGAUACUAGCCCAAACGUUUAGUGAAAUUGAACCCAAUCCUGGUUUCUUAAGGAUAUGGCCAGACAAAGAGGAAGAGCAGGUGCUAGUUCAGUCAGCCUAUGGUGAAGUCCCUAAAGGUUGUGUGAUCAGCUACCAGCAACCACUUAAUGCUAAGAAAGAGCCAAGUAUUCAGCUACCUGGUUUUGAGUUUCCCAAACUCAGUUAUUGCCAUACUGUACUGGGUGAAAGAGAACAUUUAUUCUUUAGUGCCCUCACUGUAACCCAUAAUCAAUCUGUGGAAUUUGAAGUUGAGACGAGGGAGCAAUCUAUGACUAAUGCUUGGCAUUCACUAAGAAAAUUUAGGCUAACUGCCUCAAAUUUCAAGAACAUUUGUUCCCGGAGGAAGGACUUUGACACUUUAUCAAAGCGCCUUCUCAAAGGCAAAUUUAUCCAGACUGCUGCCAUGAAAUAUGGGAUUCAAAAUGAGGAUGUGGCUGCCAAAUUGUAUACCAAAAAGUUUGCCAGAGAAACUCACAAAGUUGGUUUCCUGAUAAACCCUUCAGUGCCACAUCUUGGUUGCAGCCCAGACAGGAGGGUGCAUGAUAACAGUGAAGCUCAGCCAUGGGGUCUUUUGGAGAUUUUAAAAGACUUAAAAGAGACUUAA
This is a messenger RNA of Exaiptasia diaphana, 884 nucleotides long. RefSeq lists its product as uncharacterized. Lineage: Eukaryota; Metazoa; Cnidaria; Anthozoa; Actiniaria; Aiptasiidae. Bases 6 to 884 code for a protein of 292 amino acids. The record is from RefSeq and is a predicted model, not a curated record. The transcript is spliced from 2 exons.